Spodoptera frugiperda (fall armyworm) is the source of this 2663-nucleotide messenger RNA. RefSeq names its product DDB1- and CUL4-associated factor 10 homolog. NCBI's taxonomy places the organism in Eukaryota, Metazoa, Arthropoda, Insecta, Lepidoptera, Noctuidae. The record is from RefSeq and is a predicted model, not a curated record. Gene Ontology annotation, molecular function: protein binding. Bases 223 to 2043 code for a protein of 606 amino acids. Gene Ontology annotation, cellular component: Cul4-RING E3 ubiquitin ligase complex. The transcript is spliced from 11 exons.
GAACUGUCAAAUCGAGAAAUCACAGAGUAUUUUCGGGCAGCAGAAAUUGUUGAUUGUGAGAGUUGUGGGUUUUUGUUCAUACUAUUCUUACGUUUUAUAAGGAAAAAAUAAUGUGGAAAAGAUGUAAUAAAUUAUUUUCAACCACAUUUCUAUCAGUGUAAUGUUAACUACAUAAACCUUCGUAUUGUGUGCAAAGCUUGUGUUAAUUAAAAACAACACAUAAUGGGCAACAUGAAAGAGCAUCAGCUAUACAUGGCGAGGAAUUCUGCAUUUAAUCCCUAUCGUCUAAGGGACCAUGAGAUGGGUUAUCAAACUACUAUUGGAUCAGGUGAUGCGAUUGCCAAGAGCCUAUACUGCGGCAUUAAGCCUGUCGCAUCAUGGGAAGCUGACAGAACGAAGACUCCCCCGACUGGUGGUAUUUUCAACCUUGAAUUUUCCCCGGAUGGCUCAUUAUUAGUAGCAGCUUGUGAAAAGAAAUCUAUACAAAUAUUUGACCCCCUCAACCGUGAGAAGAUACAUACUGUAGUCGGAUCCCAUGCUGAUUGUGUCAACUGUGUUAAGUUCCUCGAUGGCCGUAUGUUUGCAACAUGUUCAGACGAUACCACAAUAGCACUAUGGGACGUUCGAAAUCUCAAAAAGAAAAUACGAACACUACUAGGUCAUUCGAAAUGGGUCAAAAAUAUAGAAUUCUCAGUUAAAGACAAAUUGCUAGUCACAUCUGGGCUAGACGGUAGUAUAUACACAUGGGACAUAAAUUCCUAUACAGAGUACAACCUAAUAUACCAAAGAGUAUUUCAUACAUCGAGUUUGAUGCGAUGUCGACUGUCUCCCGACUCGAAGCAAAUGAUAAUGUGUACGACUGGAGGACUUAUUAUAAUAAUACAUGACCUGAAUCUAAAUACCCUAUCACAAGAUUUACAUGGUUUUAAGCCAAAUCUAUAUAGGUUGAUGCAAAUGAGCAGGCAGCCUAUACCCAUAGCCGCAAUGUACGAUCACCUCUUCGAUAGCAGUCGGAAGGAAAACCGCGUCGAAUUCAUCUCGGACUUCCCUGAUGGAAAUGACGCUGAGGUGGUCAGCUCUCUACAGGUUCAUCCCCAAGGUUGGAGCGCUUUGAGUAGAAAUAUCAGUCACGAUGACAAAUCAGAGUGGACAUGCAUCCACGAUAUUCAGACUAUUCCUGAUGUGAGUGAUAAGAGUACGCGAGACACGUCGCCAUCUGGCGGCGGCACCACGCACCCAGGGACACGACCUGUGAGGCGGCGCCCGAGGUACUACAGAACAAAUCGGAUGCAUCACAUCAAUCCUAUGACGAUGACUCACGUUAACUUAACUAUGGACGGUGAUGUCGUGGGCCCGGGGCCCAGCUCGUCGCGCAACGCGCCUGCCAACCCCAGCUCAGUGCAGCCCUCCCGUCUUUCCGGGGGUAUGUCUGGUAUACAGAAUGACCUGUGGGAGGCGGCCAUCACGGUCAAACAGCAGAGAAUACUGCAGGAAAUGUACCAAAGAGGGCAAGUGCGGCGUAAUUUCAACAUGCAGCGUAUAACUGGCAUCAACUCGGGCAUCAACCCUGCAAUACCGGUGGCGCGGCCCGUCCUCAAUCGAAGACUUGGCGAUGGUGAACCACCGAGAAGUAUAACGCCAUCAACGUCAGGGCAGACUCCGCCACGCGACCCUGAACCUAGUGACACCCAUAGCAAAAAUAACAUCCGACAAAACAAAGAGCGGCUACUAUACUUCAAAGAGGAAACUAAUGAAGGAAGAGGUUUUAUAAAGGAAUUAUGUUUCUCAUCUGACGGCCGCAUCGUGUGCUCUCCAUUUGGGCGGGGAAUGAGACUCCUCGCCCUCAACGAGGACUGCUCGGAGCUCCCCUACACGGUGCAGGGUGUGACCGCGCCCACGCAGCUAACAGAGAUAGGCCAGAGCCUCGGCAUCCACCAGGACCUCGUCGUCAGCACCAAGUUUUCCCCGCGCUACCACAUGCUCGUCACGGGCUGCCUCGAAGGCAAGAUAGUGUGGUACCAACCCUUCAGCGGAGAAUUCUAAUACAAAUACUGUAUGGAUCAUUCUGUACUUAUCACAAAUUUCACAUUUUAUAACUGCCUCAGCGGCUCAGCUUCUUCCAUACUGCCUGACUUGUCGGUCUGACAUACUUAAACUGUGACUGACGUAGUACUGAUCAAAGAAUCAUGAUAAUAUUUGACAUAGCAUCCAAUCCAACAAAUAUAGUGAUCUAAGCAGUCAGUAUCAGUUAAGUAGAAGGCUUUGAUACUUACGUUACAGAUAAUUAUUUUAGAUAAUUUUCUCUUAAGUAGAAUAUCAGUAUGAAAACUUUGCCAUUUCUGCAUUUGGAUGUCUGUAAUCAGUAGAGUUUAGUGACUUUCCUAAAUUCUGCAGUUACAAUAGUCACAUUUUAUUAUGAGGAAUUUAUAUAUAAGGCUGAAUAUAAGUGUAUGUAGUCGGAAUGUUUGUUACGCUCUGGUAAGCGCGGGCGUGAGGCGACAACUGGCAUCUAUUGUAGUUUUUAGAUGAUAUUUAUCAACUCUUGUAUAGUCUUACAUUUGAUAUAUAUGUAGUAAAUGUUCUCAAACAAUCCAUGGACGGCUAGAACGCCCGCCAGGUUGAGAUAAUGCAGUUAUUACUUAAUAAAACUUUAAUUUACCGAG